CGGUUUCAGAAAUAAGAUUUACUACUUGAAUUUCUCUCUAUCCAUUGAUGCUCAAGUGUGAUCAAAGGCGACCCUUCUUUUGUCCUAAGAUUUCUUUUUCUUGAUUUGAUUGCUUUCAGUUCAUUGUGCACGUCUUUAUGCAUGAUGAGAAUCAGCACGUAUCAAUUCCUUAUCAGAGUGUUGUUGCCUUUUUGUUUGGUUCUUACUUCGUUAGAAUUUGAUCCUGAGGAUAAGUAUUUAAUUGACUGUGGAUCACUUGAUGAUACAUCUGUUGGUGAUCGGGUUUUCUUGGCUGAUAGCUUGAAUUCCAGUACUCUUUCAACCCCAGAAAAGAUAUUCCUCAAUGCAAGUUCAAAUUCUAUUCCAUCCACCUAUGGUAAAGCUUUGUAUCAGACCGCAAGAAUUUAUAAUGGAACCUCCCGCUACUCAUUUACAAUGAAGAAAAAAGGGAGGCACUGGAUUCGUCUCUAUUUCUUUCCCUUUGUUAAUCAGUAUCUCAAUCUGAGCACUUCUAAAUUCUCUGUUUCCGCUCAAAAUUUCACUCUUUUGAAGGAUUUCCAGCCAUCAGGUGCCCCUACAGUUAAAGAAUACUCACUGAACAUGACUGACGACAUUCUGGUCUUAACCUUUACUCCUUCGACCAAUUCUUUUGCUUUUCUCAAUGCUUUAGAAGUAAUUUCACUCCCUAAUGAGCUGAUCCCUUCUGGUGCUAAAACUGUUGAUUCAAAUGGAGAGAACCGAAAUCUAGAGAGACAAGCUCUGGAGACGGUGGCCCGGAUAAAUAUGGGUAAUGAAACAGUGCCUCCUCAAAAUGAUACCUUGUGGAGACUUUGGACAUCUGAUUCUACAUAUUUGGCAAGUUCUGCUCUUGUUGUGUUUGUAUCGAAUAUUGGAUUUGUCAAUUACUCAAGCGGAAGAGUUAGUGAGAAUAUUGGUCCCUUUUCAGUCUAUGGCACUGCCACGAAACUGAAUACUGUCUCAGAUGAAGGUUACAUGAUCAACGCAACCUGGCUGUUCCAUGUAGAUCAUGGUUUUGAUUACUUUGUCCGUUUCCAUUUCUGUAAUAUAUUGAAUCCUGUUCCUGAUAAUUUAUACUUCAAUGUUUUCCUGAAUUAUGAGUUUGCUGCUAAAGAUCUUAAUCUGAGCACUUCUGGUGUCCCUUACUACAUGGAUGUUGUAACAAGGGCAGAUAGUGUUGAUCAGCUGAGCGUGAGCAUUGGUCCAUCAAGUGUGCUUAAUACAUUGCCAAAUGGGAUUCUUAAUGGUCUGGAAAUCAUGAAAGUAAGCAAUUCUAAGGACAGUCUUGAUGCUUCAGAUGCUGAAAGUCAGUUCAAGACGACCACUUCCAAGUCAAAAGUGUGGGUGUAUGUCGGUUCUGCUCUAGGGUCGUCAGUUAUUGUGAUCGUCCUGGUUUUGGUUUUUGCUCUUCUUUGUAGAAGGAGAAGGCGCAAGCACAUGGUUCACUCGACAUUGGACCAGUAUGCUAUGACAGGAGUGAGUACAGAGGAGAAGGAACAUUCCAUUGAAUCCUCUAUCAUUUCACAAUCAAAGAGAGGCUACCGCUUCCCCUUUGCUGCAGUUCAGGUAGCAACAGACAACUUCAGUGAAAGUCAACUUAUUGGUGUUGGGGGAUUCGGAAAAGUUUACAAGGGAGCUUUGAGCGAUGGCACAAAGGUGGCCGUUAAGAGAGGAUUUCCUCAGUCCAGACAAGGUGUUGCAGAAUUCAAGACAGAAAUUGAGAUGUUGUCCCAAUUUCGUCACCGCCACCUUGUUUCACUGAUUGGAUAUUGUGAUGAAAGAAACGAGAUGAUCAUAAUUUACGAGUACAUGGAGAAUGGAACCCUCAAGGAUCAUUUGUACGGAUCAGACCAACCAAAACUAAAUUGGAGACACAGGCUUCAGAUUUGCAUCGGGUCGGCUAGAGGACUUCACUAUCUGCAUACUGGAUCCAAUAAGGCAAUCAUUCACCGUGAUGUCAAGUCUGCAAACAUCCUUCUUGAUGAGAACCUAAUGGCAAAAGUUGCUGAUUUUGGAAUAUCCAAAACUGGACCUGAGUUUGACCAGACUCACGUUAGUACAGCCGUAAAAGGAAGUUUUGGUUAUCUUGAUCCCGAGUACUUGACCACACAACAAUUGACUGACAAAUCAGACGUCUACUCUUUUGGAGUUGUAAUGAUUGAAAUUCUCUGUGGAAGGCCUGUUAUUGAUCCAUCACAACCAAGGGAGAGGGUAAACUUGGUGGAAUGGGCAAUCAAGUGUUUCAGCAUGGGAGGGAUGGAAAAACUUGUAGAUCCUCAUAUUGAAGGCCAAGCGAAACCUGAAUCUUUAAUGAAGUUUAAGGAGACAGCUCUAAAAUGCUUGGCAGAUCUUGGUGCUAACAGACCUCCAAUAGGAGAUGUGCUAUGGAAUUUGGAAGCUGCCCUUCAACUUCAAGGAAGUGAUCAAAGGGAGGGCAAUGAGCAAUCAACUAAUCUCUAUUCAGAGACUAGAGUCUCUACAGCACAAUUUAGCAUGGGAAGUGUAGAUGAUCUUGCCGGGGUAUCAAUGGGGAGGGUGUUCUCCCAAAUGGUCAGAGCUGAAAAUGCUGUAGAUCAAAGCCAGAAAGAUACUAAUAUAUGAUCAUUAAAAAUGGGAAGCCUAAAACUCUAAUAUUCUUGCUUGAGGUAUUGCGUAGGACUGUGUACAAAGAAAGAGAUCGCCAUGAUCUUUAUUUAGCUUAUUCAAAAACCAUGUCAAUGGAGUGUCGCAGGUUUAUUACAGCUUAAUAGUGGAGUUUUUGUCUGAUUAUUCUAGAAGCUAGGUUGGCCUUUCCAACCAUUUGUAAGCUUGUUUGCGAUUUAUUACAACAAAUCAUUGCCUGCGAGAAUAAAAGCUUAGCCAAGCCCA
Molecule: messenger RNA, 2886 nt
Organism: Coffea eugenioides
Lineage: Eukaryota; Viridiplantae; Streptophyta; Magnoliopsida; Gentianales; Rubiaceae
Product: receptor-like protein kinase HERK 1
Exons: 1
Coding region: 142-2619 (825 amino acids)
Biological process (GO): protein autophosphorylation
Cellular component (GO): plasma membrane; plasmodesma
Molecular function (GO): ATP binding; transmembrane receptor protein tyrosine kinase activity
Source: RefSeq, a predicted model, not a curated record